Molecule: messenger RNA, 2794 nt
Organism: Globicephala melas (long-finned pilot whale)
Lineage: Eukaryota; Metazoa; Chordata; Mammalia; Artiodactyla; Delphinidae
Gene: C18H13orf46
Product: chromosome 18 C13orf46 homolog
Source: RefSeq, a predicted model, not a curated record
AUGGGGGGUGUGGUGGAGUGGGGCAGGAGGGAGCUGGACGACAUGCCUGUGAUGACAGGUGAGGUCCCCCUAGCAACAGAUAUGAUCCCCCUGAUGACAGGUGUAGUCCCCCUGAUGACAGGUGAGGUCCCUCAGAUGACAGGUGAGGUCCCUCUGAUGACAGGUGUGAUCCCCCUGAUGACAGCUGUGGUCCCCCUGACGACAGGGAGGUUGGAGAAGGACACCACGGCUGCACACAGGAGGCACCAGCUGGGCCCCGGGGCCCCUCCCUCGGCCGUGAGCCCCGGACACCUCAAGGCGGCCAGCGGGAUGGCUGAGCUCCAGAGGAGCCGAUGUGUGGGCGGCCUGCACCAGAAAGGGGACCCCCCGAGCUGCAUCAAGACGCUGUGCAAGGAGCUAGAGCCUGAAGGUCAUGGGAAGGACCUCAGAAGCGACACGGAAGAUGCCCGCUGCCAGGCAAGCCCGGAGGAGCAGCGCCAGGACGCCGCUGGGCAGGUGCGGGGGCGUUGGAAGGAGGCGGAGCCCGAGGCCAGCGGCCAGGAGGAGCCGGACGGCAGGGAGGGCGCAGACAAGCGCGCCCUGGAGGCCAAGGAAGGGGAGCCAGAGUCCGUACAGCUGGGUGACCUCCUGGAAAAAGAGAAGCCAUCUGUGUUUGUGGAGGUUGAUCUGGGAGACGGAUCAGAGGAGGUGAUCACAUGUGCCAUGAAAGAAGAGAAGCAGUCCCAGAUGGACAUGGGGGAUUUGUCAGAGGACGAGAUCGAGACCAGCUGGGUGUGCUGCAUCCCAUACUCCACCAGGAAGAAGGUGGAGGAGAGCUCAUAGCAGCCGGAGAAGGGUUGGCCAGGCCGGGAGGGGCGAGGGACGAAGCCAGCGGCCCUGAGAGACGCCACGCAGACCUGGUGCCGUUACCACCCCACGUGUGACGUCCCUACCACCGCGAAGUGAUGACGCCACCUUUAAAAAGGGCUCAGUAAAGCACGAACGGAAGACGUUGUCCCUCUCCAGGGGCCCUGUCCCUUCUUUCCACACACCCUGUCCUGUGAAAUGUAAGUUAGGGGGGAGAUGCAGCUCAGGGAUGGAUGGCACGGGUGGCCGCACCUCCCAGGUCAGUGGUCGCGCAGCCCCGCACUCAGCCCCAACGAGGGCUGCCACCAGGGCACGGUGGGACCCCAGGCAUUGGUCCCCAAGCACCGGGGGCAGGCGUCCUUGCAGCUGGAACUGGGCGCCUCGAGGGCCACGUGGAGGAGAUGAAGCCGCAGGGAGGUGCUGCUUGUGGGAGCGGGGAGGGGCGUCAGGGGUCGGGGAGCCGCACCAGGGAGACCCGACGGGCUUCGAGGCUCCUCUGUUCAACCAGCUGAGGCUCUGCAGCCUGUCCCAGGCCAUUCCUGUGGUUCAGCCCAAGACUAAGGACGCGGUGGCCCCCAGGCCCCCAGCAGCAGGCACAGCCUCCUGAGCAAGUGCUCCCUGUCCCUGCCCGCUGGGUGGCAGCUCCUGGCUCUGGCACCAGCCCCCGAGUAAGGCAGAGAGGAGCUUCCGGAGAGUCCGCGGAGGAGGCUGUCUGGGCUGCAGUCAUUUUACCGGUCCCUCUGCUCCCGGGGCUCAGCCACAGCAGGCCAGGAGGGGGACCGGCCCCCGGCCAGCCCUCGCCCUGGUCUGUCCGUGUCCACCUCUGGCCGCCGCGGACAGCUGGCCUCGUUCAGAGCCACGUGCCGCCUGUCCGGCCAUGGAGGGGCCCCGGGGGGGCAGGGCGGCCUCACACGUGUGCACAACCCGGCUGGCUUGGCGGUGACCUUUCACCUCCCGUGUCGGCUGGGGUGCCUGCGGGGAGCCGGUCCGGCCAGCGCCAUGGGAACCUGCAGGGCCGGCCGCAGGCAUGGAGGUGGCGGCUCCUGUCUCCUGCCCGCGGGCCAGGCUCCAGCCCGGUGGGUGGACGCGGCCCCGGGGGCCUCCUUCUGGCGCCCCCAGGCCCGCCGAGGCCCAUAGAGCAGGCGCUACCCAUGGAGCCCGACCACAGCCCUGCGUCGCCCACCUCUGCAUCCUGCCAGGGAGCACGCCAGUCCCAGGGGUGAUGAGGGCGUGACACGGGCCUUGCAGAUUUAGAAAGAGCCGACGACCUGGAGGGAAGCUGUAGGAUCUAGGGCAGUAGGAACCAUUAGCUCGCCGUUGGCGACUCCAUGCGCUCAUGUCAGACCAGGAGGGAAGCCGGAGCCUCCAGCCUGAGCCGCCCUGGUGGCCGUCGGAGCUGUUUCUGCCCAUCGCGCUGCUUGGAGCUCGGCAGGGGGCCAGCCUGGCCUUUGUGGUGUUUACAUUUAGGGAGGGUUGCCCCCAGCCUCCCCCUGCUCGGAGGCCCCGGUCCUCAGGGUCCCCCGACUCAGCCUGCAGGGGCGCCUAUGCAAGCUCCCCAGAGGCUGGGCCCCCUGUCGCCUGACCCGGCUUCCUCCUCCGUCCCCGCUGGCCCCCCAGCUACUCAGACACCAGUGAAUGAGAGGCUGCAGGGCCCCCCCCCAACCCGGGGCAGGGACAGCCCCGACACCUCUGGUGGACGCCAGCCGCACGCUGGUGCCCGUCCUGCCUGGGCCCCGGAGCACCACGCCAGUGCCUCCUGCUUGCCUCUCCCAUUAGUAUUCUCCCCUGAAUCACAUAUGCGUUUUCACUGUGGGAAACGUGGGAACCAGCAAAAAGCAUCUAGCCUGUCAUCUCGUCAGAUUACCUCCAGAUUAUCGCUGUUAGAAUUUCCAUCUAUCUCUCGAGUGUUUCCUCUCUCUUGAUGUAUGUAGAGCGAGCUAUAUGUGGA